Gavialis gangeticus (Gharial) is the source of this 4560-nucleotide messenger RNA. It is a transcript of the gene MTMR12, whose product is annotated as myotubularin related protein 12. The transcript has 16 exons. Bases 38 to 2260 code for a protein of 740 amino acids. NCBI's taxonomy places the organism in Eukaryota, Metazoa, Chordata, Crocodylia, Gavialidae. The record is from RefSeq and is a predicted model, not a curated record.
GGGCUGCAGUGGGGGCCGGCGGCGGCGGCUGGCGGCCAUGCUGAGCAAGGCGGCUGGCGGGAGGCCCGCCAAGCCCUCCUUCGUGUCCUACGUGAGCCCUGAGGAAAUUCAUAUAAAGGAACCUGCAGGAAAGGAAGUUAAUCCUUACUUGCUACCAGGUGAACUGCUGCUUUGCGAGGCAAGCACAGUGUUCAAGUAUGUUCAAGAGGAUGGGUCAAAUCGAGGCACCUAUGGGAAACUUGUUUGCACAAACUUCAAGGUCGCUUUCCUGGGUUACGAGUCUGCUUCAGAUGAUAAUGAACCACAAUUUAAGAAUAAGGUCAUAGGAGAAAGUGAUAUAACUCUGCAUUGUAUAGACCAGAUUUAUGGGGUUUAUGAUGAGAAAAAGAAAUCUCUCUAUGGGCAACUGAAAAAAUACCCAGAGAAACUAAUCAUCUACUCUAAAGAUUUUAGAGUAUUUCACUUCUGUCUGAGAUGCACAAAGGAAGAGGAAGUAAAAAGGAUCGUCAGUGGCAUAGUACAUCAUAGCCAGACUCCUAAACUACUUAAACGCUUGUUUCUGUUCUCUUAUGCAUCAGCUGCACCAAACAGUCCAGAUGCAAAAAACAGAACUGUAAUGUUUGAUACUUUUAAAGACUGGCAUGAGGAGUUGGAAAGAACCAAGGGGAAUGUGAAAUAUGAAGUAGUGAGUGUCAAUGAAGGCUACAGAGUCUCUGAAAAAUUGCCAUUGUAUUUUGUUGUUCCCAAGUCUUUUCUCAAGUCUGUGACUGAAAGUAUCUUGGUGCACCAAGGGAGAGGCAUUCCUAUUUGGUGUUGGUCUUGCCAUAAUGGUGCUGCCCUCCUCAAAAUGUCUGCAUUUCCCAAAGAACAGGAUGACAGCGCUUUACAAAUGCCCAAAUUCUUGGAUGGAAUCUAUAAGACAAUUCAUGCACCUCCUUAUGAAGUCUUGAAAAUGGAUGACCUUUCAAGCAGCCUUCCAUCUCUGCAAGAUAUCCAAACUGCAUACACUAGAUUUAAACAAUUGUUUUUGAUAGAUAACAGCACACACUUCUGGGACACGGAUGUAAAGUGGUUUUCAUUACUGGAGAGCACAAACUGGCUAGAAAUCAUUAGACGAUGUCUGAAAAAAGCAGUAGAGGUGGUUGAACAGCUAGAAAGACAGACUACAAAUGUUCUGCUUAUAGAGGAGAACGCCUCUGAUUUGUGCUGUGUAAUAUCUAGCCUAGUCCAAGUGAUGAUGGAUUCGUACUGCAGAACAAAGUUCGGCUUUCAGAGCCUUAUUCAGAAGGAGUGGGUAAUAGGAGGACAUAGCUUUUUGGAUCGUUGCAACCAUUUGCGUAAAAGUGACAAAGAGGAGGCUCCUGUUUUCCUGCUCUUCUUAGAUUGUGUUUGGCAGUUGGUACAACAAUAUCCUCCAGCAUUUGAAUUCACAGAGACUUACUUAACUGUCUUGUCAGACAGCCUCUACAUACCUAUUUUUAGCACUUUCUUCUUCAACUCGCAACAUCAAAAAGACACUAUCGUGUCUGGAGAAAGCCACAAUGCACAAAGCAGCCCUUUCAGGCUUCUCACAGUUUGGGAUUGGUCUGUGCAGUUUGAACCCAAAGCACAGGCUUUGCUGAACAACCCUCUUUAUGCAGAGAAACCAAAACCAGAUAAAAGUCAACGGAAAACGACACGAUUCAAGCAUCACCGGCAGCUCUCUUUGCCACUGACACAAACUAAAUCUUCUCCAAAGAGAGGAUUUUUCAGGGAGGAAACGGAUCAUUUAAUUAAAAACAUUCUGGGCAAAAGAAUUAGCAAACUUAUAAACUCUUCAGAGGAGCUACAUAGUAACUUCAGAGAAUUUUAUGAUAGUUGGCACUGUAAACCUGUUGACUUUCAUGGGCUUCUGCUGCCUCACAUUGAAGGGCCUGAAAUCAAAGUCUGGACCCAGCGAUAUUUACGGUGGAUUCCUGAAGCGCAGCUUCUUGGUGGUGGUACAGUUGCCAUUGCAACUAAGUUCUUGGAUGUGAUGGAAGAAGUGCAGAAGUUGCAGAAGCAAAUGGAUGAGGAACAUAGCCAGACUGCCCCUGAAGAUGCAGAUGCCGUCCCAACUUUGAGAAAUUCUGCCCGUUUGUCAUCGUUGUUUCCAUUUGCUUUGCUUCAGAGACAUUCUCUCAAACCAGUUUUACCUACGAGCACUUGGAAAGACUUGGAAGAUGAGGAAGACUUGGCAAAGAGAGACGAUGAAUUUGUUGAUUUAAGUGGUGCAGAUUGAUUGUUCAAAUUGGUGAGAGAAAAAUCUAGGCAUAAAUUUGAGUCAUACCUUGCCAAUUUGGGGGCAUAAACAUUGGACCAUAUCCUGAUGUGAGGAGUAUGCAGCCAGCUUUAGCCAUCAUGCUAGAACUUUAGCCUAGCCCUUUAAUACAGAAACAGCUCCCCUGUUCUUACGUAGUCUAUGGACAGACAUUGGUACACUUAUUUCAGAAUAUUACAAGCAGAGUUUACUACAAAUUCAGGAGAAAUGCUGCCAUAUUCUGAAAUGGUGGUACUGUAGCAUACAUGUAGAAAAACACAAGCAGCUAUACUGCAGUCAUAAGGUAUCAGGCUACUGUUUACGUCCUUGAUGCAAAAUGCUAUUAUUGGAAGCAGGGGAUUGAACCAUCUCUGCCUAAUCUUUCUCAAUAAGGAGUAAAGUAAAUUGGGGAAAGAUGAUCACUUAAAUCCUUUGUAUAUAAAUGAGCGUAAACUUUUUUUAAGCUGAGGCAAUAUAAAGCCUAUGGUAGCCAGGGUUUGAUCCUGUAUACUGCUUACAGUUCAAGCUGAAAUUGUGCAUGGGACAAAGAUGUCAAAUGGAUAGUGCUUCUUUGGCCUACCAGGAUUUCGGUUGUAUGUGAAUUUUGGCUGUAUCUUAACCUCUGCUUGUCCUUUUAACUAAAGGAUAAGAUGCAAAGGGCUCUUCUACACAUCAGUCUGUUGUUCAUGCCCAUCCUGCCAUACACCCCUGCUGCCUUGGAAUACCAAGUCCCAGAUAUUUUGCUGCUAAUCGUAUGUAACGGUCUGAUUGAAAGACUCUAACUUGUCAGAGGAACCUUUUCUGUCAAAUGGAAUAGGCUUUCAUGCUAGUAUCCCAGUUUGUCAGUUGCCUUGAACCUUUUUUUUCUGUAGCUUGCACUGAGACUCUGGGACCCUUUGUUUAUAGAGGAAAAUAAUUUUGUAUCCUUACAAUAAAGCUGGAUUUGUAGUCUGUUGCCACUUGCUUCAUGAAUUUGUGGCACAGUAACUAUGAAUUUGAUUUUUUUUUUCUUUUUCUUUAAGUAAAGGCUGAGUAUUAGAAUCUGGUUGGUGGAUGUUGUUGUAACAGUACCUCAGUGAUAAAAGCCAUAAAGAAAUGUCUGUCAAAGCUUUUGAUCUACUGUGUUUGUUUGUGUGUGUAUAGCGCAUGUUUUUAAUUCACAUAGCUAUACUUUGUAAAAUCAAGUUUUUACUCUUUGAAAUAUCAAAUCCAUUUUGCACCCUUCAAAUUCAGAAAUAUCCCCAAAAUGAAGUAAUUCCAUAAUGCCUUUAAUUUGACAGGGUUGGUGAAUGUUCUCUUUCUAGUCUGUCACAUUAGAAGCCUGGCUGGAAAAGUGAGGAGCUGAAAAAUUUGGCACCAAAGACGAUGGUGCUCAAGGAACUGAUCCAGCAAUGUUAAACUAAGUUGCUAAGAAGCAGUUUUGAACUUUGCACUGAAUUAUUCUGUAUGUACAACAAAUGUUCUUUUUGCAACUUGCAAACCCAAGAGUAGUGUGCUGAGAAGGUGAGAGAAGUUAGACUAAUGCAACUGGAUGCCAAACUGAAGCUACAAGUCCUGGUUGCCUUACUGUGUUUUCUAUUGAGACUUAUUUAAACUUGCAAUAUUUUAUUUUUUAAAAUACACUAGCACUACAUUUAUUUUCAUAGUGCAUAUGAGCCUUCUUUAAAGCUAGCACUUGCUAGAAUUCUGUCUGCACUCGUCCUUUGAACGAUAGAUUCAUUUCUAUUACUGUAAUUGAAAAACAAGCAACUUGUGUAUGCAAUAAUCCUGCAUGGUAGUACAAGCAAUGUAUUUUAUGGGCAACAGUUACUUUAUCCUAAGAUUAUAAUUAAUGGGAUUUCUUUUACAAACACUGCCAUUGGAAACUUUAAUUUUGUUUAUAUAGAUUUUUUUCUAUGUACUUUUUUGACAGUCAAAUUAUUAAACUAUUGUAAUAUUUUCAGUCAAAUUAUGUAUUUAUGUAGGAAAACAGAUGUCUGACAUCUUAUUUGUACAGAAAAUUAUCUGAAAAGUUUAUAUAGAGGAGAGAUUUAUAUACAGAAUUGGAACAGGAGUAUGACUAUAGCAAAUGUAAAAUGAAUGUCACUGAGUUUCUGCACUGCAGGAUUGGAAAAAUACUUUGCUGUACUGAUUUUCCAAUUUUUUGUUUAUACCUCCAAGUUUUUACACUGAAUGCAAGCUAGAAGCUUUAACAGUUUUUUGUAUUUUUUUUUAAAUCUUUCUGUUGCUCUUUAAUAGACUAUUUGGAGAGUCUAUUCGUCAAUAAAAUACACUUCGACUUA